CGACAGAAUUUGAAACAUUAMGAACAAAUACUGCCCUGUCCUGAUUGUUUGUUCUAUCUGAACAACUGAACAAAUACACGACCAUGUCGAUUUCGGCAGCACGUGAAGCUCGCCGAGAAAAUUGGAAUACCUAUGACGAGUAUGCCACUAUAGAUAGCAUGCAACCCUCUGAUGAAUGGGAGGGUAGUSGUGCCGUGGAAGAUUACUAUCGGGUCAACAGCAGGAGCUCGAUUGACUUCGACAAAUACAGCGCACCCGAUGACGAAGUUUCCUAUCGAGAACCUCUCGAUGGUGAUUGCGACGAUGUGGAUCAGGAACAACCACAUGGGCAGGAGGACGAAACAGGGUCCUACUUUGCAGCACCCACAAGGGAGUUUGUGGAUUACAUAUCCCAUCUUACCUCUUCCUUCAGCGUGGAAGGAUCCAAAUUGAGGCAAUAUGGUGCCUCGUACUAUUCGAACGCAACAUUCUCCAAGAAAGAAGACACAGAGGGAAAGAAGGAAAUCAAAUCCAAAAGGUCUGGGAGCAACCACAGUCGUUGCAUUAUAGAGAAUACCGAGUCCAUCCAAGAUCGACGAGACGAAUACAAGCAGCGUAGGGGCAGCAACGCAAAAGGUGACGAUGACGAUUGCCACCGAGAUCAGCAGAGCACUAUGAGCUGCUCCGUUGAGGAGAUUAGCCAGAUUUCGGAACUCACUAUGGACAUUCCUACCAUUGCUACGGAACAGCCCCAGAAAACAUUUGCACACUGUGCGCCUACACUGCCAACUAUUUCGGAGGUCAAGCAAUUCCAGUCCCCCGAAAUCGCUGCAGCAACUUGUGUGGACGGUGUGAGAAACAGCAAGGCAUGCUCACCAGGAAGCGACACGACCACCAACGAGAGCGAAGGAAACAACGACGUUAUGGAUUUUGUUUUUGGACUCGUGGAAGAUGCAYUGUGUACUCCUAUGAAAACAAGCAAGUCGGAACGAAAGAAGGUGUUCAUGGAAGCAUUUUACGAAGAAUCCCAAAAGGUUGUGAAAAUGGCCAAGAAGAGCGCUUCCAAAAAGGCCCUUCACGAGACUAGCAAGCACAGCAGAAGCAGUUUGAGCACGAAUCACGCUGGCAAUCAAAAGCCAGAGCGACGUUCACCAGGUUAUUCCGAGGACGAGGGGUCGAUCAUGGACCCUGCGAACAGAACAAAUGCACCUGAAUCUUCCACACAUUCUGUGGGUAGGACAUCGGAGCACAGUAGAAUGAAAAUUGUGGACAAACCUCCUCUUGACACUACAGGUUUCCCAGCGCUUGGGGUUCCUCAAGAUGAAGAAUUGACGAUGGACUGGAGCAAAAUGAUGAGUCUUGCCGAAAAACAGUUGGCAGCGGGUGAAAAGCAUGUGGGAGCUGAGGAAAACUCCGUGGUCUCGAGGAUUAGUGCAAUCAGUAGGGAGUUGUCCGAGAAGGCUUCUUUCUAUACGAGUAUCAGAGGGGAUCAAAGUCAUUCGCCACAGACGAAUUUCAGGUCAAAGGCCGCAUUCGUAUCGAAAUCAACUAACAUUGAAUCGUCGCCAACAUCUUCAAUCACCAACAGUAGUAGCACUCACGGGACAAUGGAACAUAGCGUUGUUCAAGAACUAAGAGAGUUGUCUGCAUUGGAAUCAUCAAGCUUUGAGGAACAAUCGCGCUUUUUGUUGACUUCGUCCCUAUUUCGCAUCAUGCGGCAUCUCAUUCCUACUUUAAACAAACCCAAAUGGGAAGCCGACGACGAGGAAGAGGAAAGAGCAUUUGAUGAAGUAUCUGCGGAUGAGAAAAUAGCGAAGGCCAUGUCRUUGGCCAGAAAAAGAGCAGUUGGCCCGCAGGGAGAAACGUUUUAUGAUGGAGCUGCACUUCAGACCUUGCGAAUUGUUGCAUUUUUCAUGGCUUUCGUUCUGUGGCCUUACGGUGUACCAAGAAGACCUUUCCAACUGCGACCCUUGAAAACGAAAAAGAUGACUAUAGAGAGCAAGCCAGUUGUCUCCCUGUUGCAACUCGUCUGCGAAAACGAUGCAUAAUCUUUUAGCUAGUUCAAUACGUGUAAUCACAAAUUUGAAGAAAUWAUUCAAACUUCAUGGAAAAACUUUCAAUACAUCUAGGCAAUAGAUUGAGAUACACUGU
Messenger RNA from Pseudo-nitzschia multistriata, 2130 nucleotides. The record is from the annotation of a GenBank genome assembly. Lineage: Eukaryota; Bacillariophyta; Bacillariophyceae; Bacillariales; Bacillariaceae.